This is a messenger RNA of Liolophura sinensis, 2259 nucleotides long. Its product is annotated as DNA mismatch repair protein Msh2-like. NCBI's taxonomy places the organism in Eukaryota, Metazoa, Mollusca, Polyplacophora, Chitonida, Chitonidae. The coding region runs from base 1 to 2259 and encodes 752 amino acids. Gene Ontology annotation, biological process: mismatch repair; mitotic recombination. The transcript has 20 exons. The record is from RefSeq and is a predicted model, not a curated record. Gene Ontology annotation, molecular function: mismatched DNA binding; ATP-dependent DNA damage sensor activity; ATP binding. Gene Ontology annotation, cellular component: MutSalpha complex; nucleus.
AUGGCGGUACAACCUAAACAAGAUCUGCAGCUAGAUUCUGCCCAAGAGCAAGGCUUCCUGUCUUUCCACCGCUCUCUUCCCUUGAAGUCCAGCACCACCCUUCGUGUGUUUGAGAGAACGGACUACUACACAGUGCAUGGAUCUGAUGCUGUGUUUGUGGCAAAGGAGGUGUUUAAAACAUCAGGAGUGAUCAAGUACCUGGGUCAUGGUGAGAAGAGGUUAGAGUCGGUGGUCCUGAGUAAGCUGAACUUUGAGUCACUGGUCAGAGAUCUGCUUCUGGUGCGUCAGUACCGUGUGGAGGUCUACAGGAACAAAGCGUCGGGCAAGAACAAUGACUGGGUGCACGCCUUCAAGGCAUCCCCUGGAAACUUAACCCAGUUUGAGGACAUUUUGUUUGGGAACAAUGACAUGUCCACAUCGUCUGGGGUGUUGGCUGUAAAGCUGGGAUCUGAGGAGGGACAGAGAAUUGUUGGUGUUGCUUUUGCUGAUCCUACCUUGAGGAAGUUGAGUGUUUGUCAGUUUACAGACAACGAUCAAUUUUCCAACUUGGAGGCAUUAAUUGUUCAGCUUGGACCAAAGGAGUGUCUGAUCUCUGGCAGUUCAGGGGAAGCUACUCCGGAUAGAAGCAGAUUACUGCAAGUUCUCAACCGUAGUGGCCUGCUGAUAACAGAGAGGAAGAAAGCUGAGUUCACAACCAAAGACAAUGUUCAAGAUUUGAACAGGCUGGUGAAGUUCAAAAAGGGAGAGCAGCCAAACAGCUCAGCACUACCGGAGAUGGACAAAUGCCAUGCCAUGAGCUGUAUCUCCAGUCUCAUCAAAUACCUUGAGUUGUUAUCAGAUGAAGAUAAUUUUAACCAGUUCAGCUUGACAUCGUUUGAUUUGGAUCAGUAUUUACGGCUAGAUGCAGCUGCUGUCAGAGCCCUGAACCUGCUGCCUAACUCUCUAGAAGGUGGGAAUAAGAACCAGUGCAUCCUGGGACUGUUGAAUAAAUGUCGGACGGCCCAAGGUCAGAGGCUGUUGUCACAGUGGGUAAAACAGCCACUGGUUGAUAUCAAUAGGAUAGAGGAGCGACUCAAUAUUGUGGAGUCAUUCAUGGAAGACACAGAGUUACGACAAAUUCUACAGGAAGAUCAGCUGCGAAGAAUUCCUGAUUUCCAACGCCUUUCCAAAAAAUUUCAGCGAAAGAAAGCCAACCUGCAGGACUGCUAUAGAGUGUAUCAAGGCCUGGACAAAAUGCCAUAUUUGUUAGAGGCGUUUGGAGAAACAUGGGGGCAAGCACAGGAACUUACUAAUGGAAGUUUCACAAAUCCUAUGAAGGAAUUGUUGAUGGACUUCAGUAAGUACCAGGAAAUGGUAGAGGCAACAGUUGACCUGUCCCAGGUGGAAAACCAUGAGUACCUUAUAAAGCCAGACUUUGAUGAAGGACUGACCGGUCUCCGUGAACGUAUGGAUGAGUUAGAGGAAAGCAUCAAGGCUCAGUUGAACAAGGCUGCUCGUGAUCUCUCUCUGGAACCUAACAAGACCCUCAAACUUGAGUCUAAUGCACAACUGGGAUAUUUCUUCCGUGUCACACGAAAGGAAGAAAGAUGUUUGAGAAACAACAAAAACUACAUCACUAUAGACACCAAUAAAAACGGAGUACGUUUUCACAACAGUGCCCUGAGGAAGCUAAAUGAGGAGUAUCUUCAAAUAAAGGAGGAUUACAACGAACAGCAGAAAUCUGUUGUUACAGAAGUUAUCACUAUUGCAGGUGGCUAUGUGGAGCCGAUGUGUCUGCUCAAUGAUGUCAUAGCUCAGUUGGACGUUCUUGUAAGCUUUGCCUAUGUAGCAGCAGGUGCUCCUGUCCCAUACAUCAGACCCAAACUGCAUCAGAAAGGUCAGUUUAUAGCUCCCAUGUUUGUGUUAAAUGUGUGGUUAUUUGAUUAUUGCGGAAGAUCAUACUCAGAAAAACUUUAUACGGUUACUGUGGCCCAGUACAAAGUCAAAUUCAUCUCAAGAAACAGAACUCUAAAUGCAUAUACAUGUACUGGUGUAACGUGUGUAACUAAUAACACUAUCUCAAGGAACAGAACUCUACACGCAUAUGUAUGUACUGGUGUAACAUGUGUAACUAAUAACACUAUCUCAAGGAACAGAACUCUACAUGCAUAUGUGUGUACUGGUGUAAAGUGUGUAACUAAUAACACAAUCUUAAGAAACAGAAAUCUACAUGCAUAUGAAAUACUGACACCUUUGGAAAUCAGUUCAGAAGCGAUAUGA